Messenger RNA from Trifolium pratense (red clover), 5398 nucleotides. RefSeq names its product ABC transporter C family member 14-like. The transcript has 12 exons. Gene Ontology annotation, biological process: transmembrane transport. Gene Ontology annotation, cellular component: plant-type vacuole; vacuolar membrane. The record is from RefSeq and is a predicted model, not a curated record. Gene Ontology annotation, molecular function: ATP binding; ATP hydrolysis activity; ABC-type transporter activity. Lineage: Eukaryota; Viridiplantae; Streptophyta; Magnoliopsida; Fabales; Fabaceae. Bases 437 to 4978 code for a protein of 1513 amino acids.
GGAGUAAUUUUUUUUUUUGUUGACGAUGAGUACUAUAAUAUUGUCAUUAUAAAAAAAUACUAUAAUAUUGUCUCAUAAAUAUGUCUUUGUCCAAUUUGAAGACUAAUAAAUAAUUUUAUUAAAUGAACAUUAAGAUUGUAUCAAAUAAUAAAGCUAUCUAGUUCUUAAGAGAUGAAGAAGAAGAGGUCCUAAGCAGUUUAGGCCUUAAGAGAAGAAAAUCUGGUCAGAGAGAGGAACUUGACCUCCUCAAAAAACCAGAGGCCAUAGCAACUACACAUCGUUGCAUAGUCCUACCUUUGUUCUUUCUCUAUUAAAGCCAUAAAACAAUCUCCAAAAAAACUAAAAGGGUAUGUAGUAGAGAAACAAGAUUAUUGAAGUAAGGAGUAUUGAAUAUUCUUCAAGGGAUUGAUUCAUUGAUUGCACAAAAAACAUAAACAUGUCUUCUUUAGAUUCAACUUGGAUCACAUCCUUUUCAUGUUCAUCUUCUUCAGGUGAUGCAUUACCUCAAUGGUUGAGAUUCAUUUUCCUCUCACCAUGUCCUCAAAGAGCUAUUCUUUCAGCCGUUGAUGUUUUACUCUUGUUUACUCUAUUAGUCUUUGCAAUCAUAAAGCUCUAUCCAAGGUUUACUAGUUCCAAUGGAACUAAUUCAGAAGAAAUCAAUAAACCUUUAAUCAGUAACAUAAGAUCUUUAAGAACAAGAACAACUCUAUGGUACAAGCUAACUCUAAUUGCAACGAUUUUUGUAUCGAUGUUAUACACGAUCGCUUGCAUUUUAGUAUUUAGCAGUUCUAAUAUUGAAUUAUCAUGGAAACAACUUGAUGGACUAUUUUGGGUUGUUCAAGCAAUAACUCAAUUAGUCCUUGUGAUUUUAAUCAUCCAUGUUAAAAGAUUUGAAGCUGUUGUUUAUCCUUUAUCACUUCGAAUUUAUUGGAUUGCCAGUUUUGUUGUUGUUUCUUUGUUCACUGCUUCUGGUGUUAUACGUUUGGUGUCUUUGGUGGGAGAUAAUUACUUCUUUAGCUUUAUGGUAGAUGAUGUCGUGUCUUUCGUUUCGCUACCUUUUUCGCUUUUUUUGCUUUUUGUUGGUGUUAAAGGUACCACUGGUGUUAUUAAGGCAAGAGAACAAUCUGAAUUGGUUAAUGAUAAUGGUGAAGAAACAAAACUAAAUGGUCAUGAUGAUCAUGGUUUGUAUAAACCAACUGUUACUACUGGUUUUGCCACAGCUUCUCAAUUUUCUAAGACCUUUUGGAUUUGGUUAAACCCUUUGUUGAGUAAAGGGUAUGAGUCGCCGCUUAAUCUCAAUGACGUUCCCCAUGUUUCUCCACAACAUAGAGCUGAGAGGAUGUCUAUUAUCUUUGAAUCAAAAUGGCCUAAAUCGGAUGAGAGAUCGAAGCAUCCGGUUAGAACCACGUUGAUUCGGUGUUUCUGGAAAGAUAUAAUCUUCACUGCAGUUCUUGCUAUUAUUAGGCUAUCUGUUAUGUUUGUUGGACCUGUUUUAAUUCAAGACUUUGUUGAUUUCACUUCUGGAAAAGGUAGUUCUGUGUAUGAAGGUUACUAUUUGGUGCUGAUUCUUCUUGUAGCCAAGUUUAUUGAAGUUUUAACAACUCAUCAUUUCAACUUCAACUCACAGAAACUUGGUAUGCUUAUAAGAAGCACUCUCAUUACUUCUUUGUAUAAAAAGGGUUUGAGGCUGUCUGGUUCUGCAAGACAGGAUCACGGUGUUGGUUCUAUUGUGAAUUACAUGGCUGUUGAUACUCAACAAUUAUCCGAUAUGAUGCUUCAGUUACAUGCCAUCUGGAUGAUGCCGUUUCAAGUUGGUAUUGGUUUGUUUUUGCUUUACAAUUCUCUAGGUGUUUCCGCGCUUACAGCACUUGUUUGCCUUCUUCUUGUUAUUGUGUUUAUCAUAGUGACAACUCGACAGAACAAAGGCUACCAGUUUCAAGCUAUGAUAAGCCGUGAUUCGAGAAUGAAAGCUGUGAAUGAGAUGCUUAAUUACAUGCGCGUGAUCAAGUUUCAGGCAUGGGAAGAUCAUUUCAACAGUAGAAUCUUGAGUUUCCGUCAGGCGGAAUUUGGGUGGCUUUCAAAGUUUAUGUACUCGAUUUGUGGAAACAUUAUUGUGCUGUGGAGCUCUCCUAUGUUGAUAUCAACACUCACUUUUGGUACCGCACUUUUGCUUAGAGUUCCACUUGAUGCAGGAACUGUUUUCACUACAACAACUGUGUUUAAGAUCCUGCAGGAGCCUAUUAGGACUUUUCCUCAGUCCAUGAUAGCUCUUUCACAAGCAUUGGUAUCACUUGGGAGAUUAGAUAGGUACAUGUCUAGCAGGGAACUGAGGGAUGAUUCAGUUGAGAGAAGUGAAGGGUGUGAUGGAGUAACUGCUGUGGAUGUUCAAGACGGUACCUUUACUUGGGAUGAUGAUGGCCUAGAACAAGACUUGAAAAAAAUUAAUUUGAAGGUUAAUAAGGGAGAGCUCACAGCUAUUGUCGGUACUGUUGGGUCUGGAAAGUCUUCUCUUCUUGCAUCAAUUCUUGGUGAAAUGCACAAAACUUCUGGAAAGGUUCAAGUUUGUGGGACUGUUGCUUAUGUUGCACAAACGUCUUGGAUUCAAAACGGAACAAUUGAAGAAAACAUUCUGUUUGGUUUACCAAUGAACAGACAAAAAUACAAUGAAGUUAUCAGGGUUUGUUGCUUGGAGAAAGAUUUAGAGAUGAUGGAAUUUGGGGAUCAGACAGAGAUCGGAGAGCGUGGCAUCAACCUCAGUGGAGGUCAGAAGCAGCGUAUACAACUUGCUAGGGCUGUAUACCAAGACUGUGAUAUAUAUCUUCUUGAUGAUGUCUUCAGUGCAGUCGAUGCACAUACCGGCACUGAAAUAUUUAAGGAAUGCGUGAGGGGGGCAUUGAAAGGCAAGACCAUUGUUCUUGUAACACACCAAGUAGACUUCCUACAUAAUGUGGAUCGUAUUGUGGUGAUGAGGGACGGAAUGAUAGUUCAAUCAGGCCGGUACAAUGACCUACUUGAUUCUGGAUUGGAUUUUGGUAUUCUGGUAGCUGCACAUGAGACAUCUAUGGAACUAGUAGAACAAGGGGCAGCCAAUGGCGAAAGUAACGCGAACAAACCGAUCAUAUCUAAGUCAGCGUCUAAUAACAGCAGAGAAGCCAAUGGCGAAAGUAAUUCUCUUGAUCAGCCUAAAUCUGAUAAGGGAAGUUCUAAACUUGUCAAAGAUGAGGAAAGAGAAACCGGAAAAGUUAGCCUUAAUAUCUAUAAACUCUACUGCACUGAGGCUUUUGGAUGGAUGGGAAUUUCAGCAGUACUCUUUCUUUCAUUUUUGUGGCAAGCAUCUAUGAUGGCUAGUGAUUAUUGGUUGGCAUAUGAAACUUCGGUCGAACGUGCUGAAUUUUUUAAUCCUUCUUUGUUUAUUUCCGUCUAUGCAAUUAUCACUGUAGUUUCAGUUUUACUGAUAGUGCUGAGAUCCUAUUCUGUAACAAUCUUUGGAUUAAAGACAGCACAAAUUUUCUUCACUCAAAUUCUUAAUAGCAUCUUGCAUGCUCCAAUGGCAUUCUACGACACUACUCCAUCUGGAAGGAUUCUAAGCAGGGCAUCAACUGAUCAGACCAAUGUUGAUAUCUUCAUCCCUUUGUUUAUCAAUUUUGUGGUAGCCAUGUAUAUCACAGUGAUCAGUAUCUUCAUAGUCACAUGCCAGAAUUCAUGGCCAACAGCUUUCUUGCUGAUUCCUCUUGUUUGGUUGAACAUUUGGUAUCGGGGCUAUUUUCUUUCUACAUCUCGUGAAUUAACACGUCUGGAUUCAAUUACAAAAGCACCGGUGAUUGUUCAUUUCUCCGAAAGCAUAUCCGGAGUCAUGACAGUUCGCGCAUUCAGAAAGCAGAAGGAAUUUGGUUUAGAAAACAUUAAACGAGUGAAUUCUAAUUUGCGAAUGGAUUUUCACAACUUCAGUUCCAACGCAUGGUUGGGUUUCCGCUUAGAAUUGCUUGGAAGCUUAAUUUUCUGCAUGUCUGCUUUGUUCAUGGUCACGCUACCCAGCAAUAUCAUAAAGCCAGAAAAUGUUGGUUUGUCUCUCUCAUAUGGAUUGUCGUUAAAUUCGGUGCUGUUCUGGGCUAUAUACAUGAGCUGUUUCAUUGAAAACAAAAUGGUAUCAGUUGAAAGGAUAAAACAGUUCUCAAAUAUCCCAUCAGAAGCAGCAUGGAUCAUUAAGGAUCGCUCACCUCCUCCAAAUUGGCCCGGUCAUGGCCAUGUUGAUAUCAAAGACUUGCAGGUUAGAUAUCGUCCAAACACUCCUUUGGUUCUUAAAGGAAUUACUCUAAGCAUUAACGGAGGAGAAAAGGUUGGUGUUGUUGGUCGAACGGGGAGUGGAAAAUCGACUUUGAUUCAAGUUUUCUUCAGACUGGUGGAACCAACUGGAGGGAAAAUAAUCAUUGAUGGCAUUGACAUAUGUGCCUUAGGACUUCAUGAUCUCAGAUCUCGAUUCGGUAUCAUCCCUCAGGAGCCUGUCCUUUUCGAAGGAACCGUUAGAAGUAACAUUGAUCCAACUGGACAGUAUACAGAUGAUGAUAUAUGGAAGAGUUUGGAUCGGUGUCAACUGAAAGAUGCAGUGGCUUCAAAGCCUGAGAAACUUGACUCAUUAGUGGUUGACAAUGGAGAUAACUGGAGUGUGGGGCAGAGGCAGUUGCUUUGUUUAGGGAGAGUUAUGCUUAAGCAAAGCAGACUGUUAUUUAUGGACGAAGCUACUGCUUCAGUCGAUUCUCAAACCGAUGCUGUAAUUCAGAAGAUCAUCCGAGAGGAUUUUGCGCAACGUACCAUCAUCAGCAUUGCUCACAGGAUACCAACAGUCAUGGACUGCGAUCGAGUGUUAGUUGUAGAUGCAGGUCGCGCGAAAGAAUUUGACACACCUUCAAACUUGCUCCAGAGGCAAUCACUGUUUGCAGCUUUGGUUCAAGAGUAUGCCAACCGUUCUACCGGACUGUAAAAAAAAACUUCAGCUCCUCUUCACAUAUAUCUGUUUGCUUCUCCACCAUCAAUAUUUAUAGCAAGACAAUAACAAGAAAACAACACAUGUUCCUCGAGUAUAUUGCGUGGAAAAAGAUGGCUAUUUGUUGUAGAAAGUUGACACAACUUUUGUAGAAACGUUCAGUUCAGGCACCAUUGCAAAAUCAUUUAAAGAUGAGCUGAUUCAUUGCCGGUGUAUUUUGACCAUGAACGAAGUGUGUGAGUAACGACGCUUUGAGAUGGUAUUGUAAUUGCACUCGGUUAAAGUAAUGUUAGUAGUAGUAGUAGUAAAAAAUGUAGGGAUAACAGAUCCUGAUUUUCUGCACCAAAUUGUUAUGACUAAUAAGUUGCAAAUUUGCAUUUGGAUUAUCUAUUAUUGAAUAAUUUGAAUUUUGCACCA